CCUGCCCGGACGGCCGUCCGGCUCCGACCCGCGGGAGGGGGCGGAGAGAGCACCCCAGUCCCCGCCGUCCGCGCCCCCAAAGCGCGUGACCCCGUCUCCUCUGGCCCGGACCCCCCCUCCUUUCCCUUGACGCCACCACCACGUGCGAAGCCUGAGCCCGGGCAGGGGAGGGGGGAGCUGGUGGGAUCCAGCCCCCUCCCUCCCGCUCCCUACCUCCCGGGCGGGAGACCCAGCCCCCCCGGCCUGGGAGCCUGGCUGGGGGCUGAGCGGAGCGGAGGAGCGGGUGCCCCCCCAGGGACCGGGCCUCUGCGGGUUCUGGGAGGCGCUGCCCGGGCUGGCUGGCGGGGGCGCACGGUGGGCCGCGGCGGGAGGUUGCUGUCCACCCGGGCCCGGACACCCAGUCGGCGCCCACUAAAUGUUGGCGGAAUGCAGCCAGGAGUUGGCGGCGAGGCGGGGGGAGGCAGCAACUCCUCUCCCCCCAGUCAGGCGGCGGAAGUCACAGAGGUGCUGGUGCCCCUGCCACCCGCGGCACCCACCUGGCUCACCCAUGGGUGGCGGGCUCGGUGGGCCCCCCCACCUCCCUGCCAGCUGCCUCCGGAGAGGGCGUGGGGAUUCCGUGUCAGUGCCCCCCGCCCCAACCUCAGAACUGGACCAGGGCGUAACCCUGAGCGUGCCGCUCCCACACUGGGGGUGCCUCCCCACCACCGGCCGAUCACUUCCUAUUGGCAAACUGGUCUGGGAGAGGUCCCGGGGAGGCCAGGCUGGGGCAGGGGCCCAGGCCAGGCCAGGCCUAAGCCCAGCCCUGCUGCUGCCAGGGCCUGAGGGCUUCAGGCCGGGGGCGUUUGUCCGCGAGGGCCACCCGCCAUGGGGCCCCGAGAGCACCUAUCGGCGGGGCCGGGGCCUCUGUUUACCACCAGCCAUCGCUGUGGAGACAGAGCUUGGGGGAGAAGGGGGGGCAGGAGCCGGCCGCUGGAAAAGCGAAGUCUAAGGAAGGAAAGAAGAGCCAACCGGGACACUGAAAUUUUAAUUCGUGGGUCUCGGCGCGGAAGAUGGCCGGCGGCGUGGACGGCCCCAUCGGGAUCCCGUUCCCCGACCACAGCAGCGACAUCCUGAGUGGGCUGAACGAGCAGCGGACGCAGGGCCUGCUGUGCGACGUGGUGAUCCUGGUGGAGGGCCGCGAGUUCCCCACGCACCGCUCGGUGCUGGCCGCCUGCAGCCAGUACUUCAAGAAGCUGUUCACGUCGGGCGCCGUGGUGGACCAGCAGAACGUGUACGAGAUCGACUUCGUCAGCGCCGAGGCGCUCACCGCGCUCAUGGACUUCGCCUACACGGCCACGCUCACCGUCAGCACAGCCAACGUGGGUGACAUCCUCAGCGCCGCCCGCCUGCUGGAGAUCCCCGCCGUGAGCCACGUGUGCGCCGACCUCCUGGACCGGCAGAUCCUGGCGGCCGACGCGGGCGCCGACGCCGGGCAGCUGGACCUUGUAGAUCAAAUUGAUCAGCGCAACCUCCUCCGCGCCAAGGAGUACCUCGAGUUCUUCCAGAGCAACCCCAUGAACAGCCUGCCCCCCGCGGCCGCCGCCGCCGCUGCCAGCUUCCCGUGGUCCGCCUUUGGGGCGUCCGAUGAUGACCUGGAUGCCACCAAGGAGGCCGUGGCCGCCGCUGUGGCCGCCGUGGCCGCGGGCGACUGCAACGGCUUAGACUUCUAUGGGCCGGGCCCCCCGGCCGAGCGGCCCCCGACGGGGGACGGGGACGAGGGCGACAGCAACCCGGGUCUGUGGCCAGAGCGGGAUGAGGACGCCCCCACCGGGGGUCUCUUUCCGCCGCCGGUGGCCCCGCCGGCCGCCACGCAGAACGGCCACUACGGCCGCGGCGGAGAGGAGGAGGCCGCCUCGCUGUCGGAGGCGGCCCCCGAGCCGGGCGACUCUCCGGGCUUCCUGUCGGGAGCGGCCGAGGGCGAGGACGGGGACGGGCCCGACGUGGACGGGCUGGCGGCCAGCACGCUGCUGCAGCAGAUGAUGUCAUCGGUGGGCCGGGCGGGGGCCGCGGCGGGGGACAGCGACGAGGAGUCGCGGGCCGACGACAAGGGCGUCAUGGACUACUACCUGAAGUACUUCAGCGGCGCCCACGACGGCGACGUCUACCCGGCCUGGUCGCAGAAGGUGGAGAAGAAGAUCCGAGCCAAGGCCUUCCAGAAGUGCCCCAUCUGCGAGAAGGUCAUCCAGGGCGCCGGCAAGCUGCCGCGACACAUCCGCACCCACACGGGCGAGAAGCCCUACGAGUGCAACAUCUGCAAGGUCCGCUUCACCAGGCAGGACAAGCUGAAGGUGCACAUGCGGAAGCACACGGGCGAGAAGCCGUACCUGUGCCAGCAGUGCGGCGCCGCCUUUGCCCACAACUACGACCUGAAGAACCACAUGCGCGUGCACACGGGCCUGCGCCCCUACCAGUGCGACAGCUGCUGCAAGACCUUCGUCCGCUCCGACCACCUGCACAGACACCUCAAGAAAGACGGCUGCAACGGCGUCCCCUCGCGCCGCGGCCGCAAGCCCCGCGUCCGGGGCGGGGCGCCCGACCCCAGCCCGGGGGCCACCGCGACCCCCGGCGCCCCCGCCCAGCCCAGCUCCCCCGACGCCCGGCGCAACGGCCAGGAGAAGCACUUUAAGGACGAGGACGAGGACGAGGACGUGGCCAGCCCCGACGGCUUGGGCCGGUUGAAUGUAGCGGGCGCCGGUGGAGGAGGUGACAGCGGAGGUGGCCCCGGGGCCGCCACCGACGGUAACUUCACAGCCGGACUCGCCUAAAAACCAAAAAGAGAAAACAGAAACCCGAGAAAGAGAGAGACAGAGAGAGAGAAAAAAAAUCACCCACCACCCCCCCAAAAACACAAAAAAAGAAAAUCUAUCUAUAUACAGAUAUCUAUAUCUAUAUAUAUAUAUACAGAUAUAUAUAUAUGACGCGUCACAGAAUCUAGGGUAGCGCUUUCUCAGAUUUCCCUCCUUUCUGACGUUUUUCUCCCUCCGCAGGGGCCCCGGCCCUCCCUGGCUCCCCUUCCCCCCACCACCCCAUCGCUGGGUUUCGGGGCUUGGUUUGGGGUUUUUUGUAGGACACAAGGAAUCCGAGACCCCGCACAGCCCCCUGGGCACCCGGCAUGGGGCCUGGGGCCCGAUCCGAGGCCCUGGGCUGGGGGGAGGGUAGACGUGGGGGCGCUGGGGGGGGACUGGGGUGGGCUUUUAAUUUCCUCCCCUCGCUGGUUUCUAUGAGUCUUUCAGACAAGACCUUAAAUGAUUUCUGUCUGCUCUGAGCGGACGUUAAAAUGGGCCCCCGUCCCCCGACCCGCACCCUCCUUCCUCAGGGCACUUACUAAGGGAGGGGUCUCCCUCUCCAUCUCCCCAGUGGCCUCCCCGCCUCCAACCCUGCCUGCGGCCUCCCCCCGUCGCCCACCCCACGUCUCCUGGCCACUGAGACACAAACCUAUUUAUUUCUAGGCCUGGAGAAAGGAGAUCGGACUGGGGUUCCCGGUGGGGCGCCAGGAUGGCUCCUGGGGGUGCUCCUGCCGCCUUCCUUCACGGCACUUACAACCGGCGGGACCCCCAGGGACCACCCCUCAGGGCGCCCCCCCACCCCCGCCCGGUCCACCUAGACCCCCACGUUUGGAGAUUCAAAACUUCUGUCUUCGUCCUCUCCCCCGAGCCCCCUCUCCCAAAUUUUUAAAGCACUUUUUAGAUUUUUUUUUCUCUUUCCUCCUUAAAAACAAAAUUUAUAUAUAGAUAUAUAUAUAUAUAUAAAUAAUAUACUUUUCCUCAGAGGAGCAGGCAACAGUGUGGGAUAAACAGAGUCACGAUCAGAGGAACCCCAGGGUCUGGUGAUGGCAGGGAUGGGGGGAGAGAGAGAAAAUCCACAAAUUCCAAUGUCACAAAAGCAAUAAAACAAACUAGAAAAAAAAAAGGUUUUACAAAAUGAAAGGAAGGAAAAAAAAAAAGGCAACCAACCACAUUAGAAGUCUUGGCACUUUGUAACGGAACGGGUACUACACUUUAUCUUAAUUCUUAAUUUAAAAACAUGUUUACAAGUUACAACCAACUUCUAUGAAAAGUUGAAAAGACAAAAAAAAAAAAAAAAAGCGAGCGAGAGAGAGAGCGAGAGAGAGAGCGAGAGCAGAAGAAAUUCCUAAAAGUCGAUUUAUUUUUGUACAAAAUAAUAAAAAAAAAAACCCACCACAAACGUAGAAUCCACUUCUGUUCCCCAAAAAGCGAGAAGGGGGGUUCAGGAGGAAGCCAUCGCAGGGGACCUGGGAGACGCCCCGAGGUGUUUGUGCUUCACCCCCAGACGUCAGCCUCGAAGGCAGGACUGUGGGGUGUUCGUGCUGUGUUCCCCCCGCUCCCCCUUUCUGUCCCCUUUUUUGGUUCUGACGUGAAGAGGUCUUAGCGCCCGCUUCUGUCCACGGGGUCUCUCCUUCCUCCUCCCUAGCUCAGGGAUGGGCCUUCCAGCCGGAGCACCCCGAUCCCCAUCCGGCACCCCCCAAUCCCCCAACACGCCUGUCCCUCCCGCAUGGCCACCAAGGAGCUGGACCUUGGAUGCGCCUACCCUGCUGAGGUGGGUGACAGGGGCCCCCCACCUCCAGGGCCUUAGAACCACCGCCCCUCUCCCCACCCCAGGCACCCCUCUUUUUACUCAAAGGCACUGACUGUAAUCCAGGGGGACUGGGACCUGCCUCCCCCCAACCUCUGGCUCCCACAAGGCCCGGUGUUGACCGAGCCACAGGCCACGGACAGGGGCCGGGGUUGGGGAGACUAUGUCGCCAGAUGCCAGGACGCCCUCACCCCGUUUGCAUAUGCAAUGCUAGCAUGGGACCCCGAAAAUAGACGCUCUGCUGCACUGAGACUUCUUGUCAAUGCCCAACCGGCGGGGGGGUGUCUCCCUGCCCCCGACCCCCCCAUACCCCCUUCUCUGUGACACACACAUCUUCUCGUCUCUUUUUCUUUCAUUGUUAAAGGGAAGCUUUUUAAGAAGGCAAUUUUCAUAUUGUUUCUACAGGAUGGUUUUGGUUCCCUUCCCUUCCCACCCCCCCUUAAGCCUGUCAGCCCCCUCCAAAUGUCUCAGGAUCCCCCCUCUCCCCUGGGGCUGGGUGACAGCACCCCGGCUGCGUUCACACCCCAGUGUCACAGGGCGAGCUGUUCUGGAGAGAAAACCAUCUGUCGUGGCUGAGCGGGGAGCUUGAACACCCAGGCCAGGGACACCCCUCCCCAGCUCCCAGAGAGGCCCCCUGAGGGGUGAGCCCUCUUUCCACCUUCCCCUAUCCAUGCACCCCCUCGCAAUAAAACCAACUCUAAAAUCACAGCUGUCGUCCUAGCCAGUGGGGGCGACCGGACUUGGGGGGUGGAGCCCUCUGGGACUUCCGUAGGAACAAGGGCUGCGGCCCACCGCGACACUUACACAGACCUCGGGGAUUGCACUAAACCCUCGUUCCUAGCUCCGCACUCAGCUUCGCCUGUCCUGCCCGCCCACUUUGCCUUAACUACCCGCCCGUCCUGGGGGCCACAGCCUCUGCAUGGGCCCAGAGCCGGGACCCCCCCAGCCCAGCCCCGCCCUCCCCAGACUCCGCGCAAUCACAUACUGUAUAUAGACGUGAAUCGAUUUUAUUUUUAUUCUUUAAAUUAAGGUCGUGAUAAAGUGUUGCCAAAGAUACCUGCUGAAUUCUCGCGUUUCAGGAAACAAACAAACAAAAAAAAAUGAUAUUUGAGGAGGGUCGUGUUGACUCCAUAUGAAAGGACACAGCUCAAAGCUUUUUUGUUUGGUUGUUUGGGGUUUUUUGUGUUUUCUUUUUUUGGGGUGUUUUUUUUUUAACUGCCUGGUACAAAAAAAAAAAGAGAAAAAAAAAAAAGAAAAACAAUGCGAAAUUGUUAUUUCCAUUCUCAUGGUGAAGUUGCGUGGACGCGUGUGUGCGUGUGUGCAAGAGAGCGGGAGUGAGGUCCAGGCUGGGGUUGGGGGGCUUCAGGCGGGGGCGCCCGGGGGCCGGGGAGGUGGCCGGGCCGGAGCCCCCGUCUGCAGUGCCCCCCAGCCUGCCGGGCCCAGGAGAGAGAGAGAAGCAUCUUUGCUACUAGCUGUUGCUGCUACCUGCCUCUGCCCCCCGACGCCCCCCGCCUUUUGAGAUUAAGGAAAAAAAAAAAAAGUCAAAAAAGUUUUUAAAAAUGAAAAAAAAAAAUUAUAAACCAGUGAAUGUAAAAUGCCGGAGCAGGCCCGGCCUGGCAUGGGUGUGGACCUGCAGCCAGGCAGGCUCGAGCGGGCGAUACCAAAGUCUGCCCCCCCACCAUUGUGGCCAUGCAGUCCUGUCACUGUCUUUUUGCUUCCUUCCGAGGGGGGUCCCCCAGCCUCUUCCAGGGUCUUCCCCUGGAAGUGGGCGGCUGCAGGGAAGGUGGGGGACAGGGGUCUUUGCACGAUUCAGACCCCGGGGCCGUGGCAGGAGCGGUCACCUCACAGGUGGUGACACUGAGGCAGGGGCCUCGGGGUGCCCCCUCCCGCCCGGCAACCAGAAUGGUUGGAGGCAAGACAGAGAGAAUGAAAGGAAAAACAGAAGAAAAAAAAAUAUUAAAAACCAACAAAAAAAGCAAAAAUCCUAUUUUUUGAGAAAGAAAGAUAUUUAUAUUUGCAGUUUUAUUUUAAAAAGUUAUUUAAGUUGAAGCAGCCUUCCUGGAGGUGGGGGGGGGGGGGUGGUGGGUGGCUGGCGCAGGACGGGUCAGGGGCCUGGAGGCUGGGGGUGCCCCAGGAGCUACAACCUCAGAGUUAAGACUAGCUCGCAUUAAAUACAUAGAUUUACGGGGGGGGGGGGGGGGGGCCGGGCCCAGGGGGUGGAGGGGGCCAGGGAGACCCCCAUCCCUCGCCGGGGCUGCCUGGAGGCUGUGGACCAGGAUCCGAUGCCCAGGUCCCGCCCCCCACCCCACCCCAGGCCCAGAAUCGAGGUGCCUUGGACUUUGGAGGGGCCAGGCCUGGUGAAUGGGGGGCGGGGCGGCGCCCUCAGGGUACAGAGCACAGACAGAUAGACAUUCCAGAGACUGUAUUGAGAGUCUUUAUAAAGUGUGGGAGAUUUAAAAAAAAAAAAAACUGAUAAAAAUGCACUUUUUGGGAGUGGGGAGGGAGAAGCUUUAAAAGUAAUAAAAAACAAACAAAAACACAAAAGAUGAAAAAACAAAAAAAUUCAUUUUUCUUGUACAUAAAAAAAAAAAAAGAACCACUAAACGCAGCCUGUUACGACC
This is a messenger RNA of Homo sapiens (human), 7253 nucleotides long. It is a transcript of the gene ZBTB7A, whose product is annotated as zinc finger and BTB domain containing 7A. Gene Ontology annotation, biological process: chromatin organization; negative regulation of DNA-templated transcription; DNA-templated transcription. NCBI's taxonomy places the organism in Eukaryota, Metazoa, Chordata, Mammalia, Primates, Hominidae. Gene Ontology annotation, cellular component: DNA-dependent protein kinase complex; nucleus; site of double-strand break. The transcript has 3 exons. Gene Ontology annotation, molecular function: DNA binding; sequence-specific DNA binding; histone acetyltransferase binding. The coding region runs from base 1050 to 2804 and encodes 584 amino acids. The record is from RefSeq and is a predicted model, not a curated record.